AUGGGUAAUAACAUAUCAAGUACUGCUGCAUCAAUAGCGACAGCGGGCAUUGACAGCUAUGUGAGUGAACUCGGGGAUGUACAAUAUGAGAAAAGUUUAAGCAGUGCACGCUUUAUGAAAACCAUUCGUGGACGACACAAGGAUAGCACUGUUGUGGUGAAAAUAUUUAUCAAACCUGAACCAGGGUUAUCUUUAUCACAUAUCGUGAAGGCACUUGAAGAGGAAAAAGAUACUUUAUCUGAAGUGCCUAAUGCUUUUGCCUAUCAACGUAUACUCGAAACCGAGAAGGCUGGCUACCUGAUAAGGCAAUACUUCUUCAGUAGUCUUUAUGAUAGAAUAAGUACGCGUCCUUUUUUAAAUUUGAUCGAGAAAAAAUGGAUAACAUAUCAGAUACUUUGCGGUGUUCACGAUGCACAUACUCGUGGGAUAUACCAUGGUGACAUAAAGACAGAAAAUGUGUUAGUGACAUCAUGGAAUUGGGUGUAUUUGGCAGACUUCGCUGGAUAUAAACCUACAUAUUUACCCGAGGAUAAUCCUGCAGAUUUUUCGUUCUUCUUUGAUACUUCGAUGCGUCGAAUAUGUUAUUUAGCACCUGAGAGAUUUUAUAAACGUCAUAGUGAAAUUGAUCGAAGGAAGGCAGAACUUGAAUUUGGCGAGAAAGAUGGUGCUAUCACUCCAGCUAUGGACAUAUUUUCAUUAGGAUGUGUAAUUGCCGAACUUUUUCUGGAAGGCACCGCAAUAUUUUCAUUAUCACAAUUAUUUAAGUAUAGAAGUGGGGAAUAUGACCCAAGUGCUGACUUGAAUAAAAUCGAAGACUCAGAUAUCAGGGCAUUGGUUAAGCACAUGAUAAAUUUAGAUCCAUCCAAACGAUAUACGGCCGAACAAUAUCUACAAGAAUGGAAAGGAACAGCUUUUCCACACUAUUUUUAUACCUUUUUACAUCAAUAUGUUGGCUCUGUGACCGAGAAUAGUCAUUCUCCGGGUCUUGAUCCAAAUACACCUGCUAGUCAUAUUAAAGACCCAAGCGGGGCACCAAAUACAAUUAUUAAUACUGAUGCCGAUGAUAAAAUAGAGAGAAUAUAUCAUGACUUUGAUAAGAUUGCAUUUUUUCUUGGUUUUUACGGAGAUAAUUCAGAUGAAGGAGAGCUAACCAUUAACUCGGAAUAUUACGAGGGUGAGGUCGAAAAUGGUGACGGUCGAAGACUUGUAUCUAUUGGUGGUCGUGAUGGAAAAGUAGGCGAACGUUCUUCACAGGCAUAUCCAGCAAAAGAAUCGUCUAAUCCAACGAACUCAAUUUCUGUUCAAAUAAAUAUCCCUAAUUAUUAUAUUUCAUCGAAAUCGGGAAACAAACUACCAAAUAAAACUGCAGGUGAUGAAUUUGAUGGCGGGGCUCUUAUUUUCCUUUCUCUUAUUUGUGCGACCGUCAGAAACACAGCAUAUCCAACUUCAAAGCUUCAUGCAUUAGAGAUGCUACUGGCUAUUGGUCAGCACUUGGAAGACGAAUUUAAAUUAGAUAGGCUUGUCCCUUACCUAAUUGCUCUGCUUAGUGAUAAAGUUGCUUUGGUGCGAGCAAAUACAGUUAAAACUUUGACGCAUUUGCUUUCAAUGGUUGAAACUAUCACUCCUUCGAAUGCUAUGAUUUUUCCAGAAUAUAUCCUCCCACAAUUACGUAUAUUUGCAACCGACCCCGAAAUUCUUGUGCGGAUGACAUAUGCACAGUGUAUUUCCACGUUGGCUGAGAUUGCACUAAGAUUUUUAGAGUUGACUCAGGGUUUCAAAUCAGAUGGUGGUUUGACUACACUGGAUACAGAUAGCGAAAUCGAAGGAACCUAUGAGGCUUCUUAUGAUACAAACCUUCACGAUUUGCAAUCCUUAAUUCAAGAGCAAGUUACGACUCUUCUAAUCGAUCCUGAAAGUGCUGUAAAACGUGCAUUACUUGAGAACAUUACCAGUCUUUGCAUUUUCUUUGGUCGACAGAAAGCGAAUGAUGUUUUAUUAAGUCAUAUGAUAACUUAUUUAAAUGACCGGGAUUGGAUGCUAAGAUGCGCCUUCUUUGAAAGCAUUAUUGGAGUGGGAACCGUUGUGGGUGGACGUAGUUUAGAAGAAUAUAUUUUACCGUUAAUGAUUCAAUCCCUAACUGAUUCCGAAGAAUUUGUGGUUGAAAAAGUUUUAAAUUCCCUCACUAGCCUAGCUGAACUCGGAUUGUUUCAGAAAAUGAAGAUAUGGGAAUUAGUGGGAAUCAUUUCUUCUCUAUUAUGUCACCCCAGUAUAUGGAUACGAUAUGGUGCAGUAGCUUUCAUAUCAUCAGCAUCUAAGUUAAUGCCAGCAACUGAUGUCUGGUGUAUAGUAUAUCCGAUAAUCCGGCCUUUCUUACAAGCAGAUGUUGUUGAUUUGUCCGAACUACAGUUAUUGGAAAAUGUCAAAGAUCCGUUAUCACGUGCGGUAUUCGACGAAGUACUUUCAUGGGCAAGUAAAGCAACAAAUAAGUCACUAUUUUGGAAACAAGCAAGAGAACGAAAAAACAACAAACAAGGCACAUCGACUCUUUCGUCGGGCUCCGUUUCUGCAAUCGCAAUGUUAUCACGAAGGUCAUCGACGUUAGCUGUCAACGCGGAAAAAGUUGUGAAAUCCGAAGAAGAUGCGAUGUAUUUAGAUAAACUAAGAAAUCUUGGAAUGUCCUAUGCAGAUGAGGAAAAUUUAGCUGCGAUGCGUGAUUAUAUUUUUAAAUUGUCUAAAUCUAAACAAAAUGCUCGGGAUAGAUCACAGAACCCUGACGGUAUAGAGAUGGAUGCUGGUGGUAAAAAAAUUGAUAUGAAAAAACAUGGAUAUUUGCCAUAUAACGUAUUUUUGACAAGUGCACCUGAAGAUAAAGUGAUUCCUCAAACUAGUUCUGCUCCUUUCCGUCUUCCUGGAGCUUUAAGUAGCAAGUUAUCACUUAACGAUAAUUCCAAUACAGCAUACGUGUCUAGGGUUAAUAAUGAGACCAAUUUGCAGGCGCAGAGGCAGAAUGGUCGCAAUCGUCGAAUAUCGAAUACUGGUCAAGCGGAUUCAGGAAGUGACAUUAACAAAAGUUCUGGUAAAAAAAGUGCACCAGUUCCAAUCCCAGUUAUUCCUAAUCUUGCGGUAAUCUCAUCUACUCCUCCAAAAAAUGAACAAUCAAUCCAUUUAAAUAUUGCCUCAAGUCCUUCCAAUGUUAUUACUUCAUCGGUAGCAACACCUUUACGUGAAAGGCAUAUGGCAUUGGGUGGGGGCAGGUCUAUUGAUGGGCCGAAAGCUGCUCCUGCGACAAGUACGAAUACAACAACAGCUAAAGGCACUUUAGAAAGAGGUGAUGCAGAAAUCCCUAUUGUUAAACAAGGAGUUGCUCAGAACUCUGCACUUGCUCCAAUCAAUGAGAUAUCAUCAAGAAUUCAAAAACAAACACGACCAAUUCCAAGAGCUCACGUUUCUAGUACAUAUGAGGGGAAUGAUAGGAAUGUCAAAUUAUUACUGGAUAAUCUAUUUUUACAACAAUUUCCAGACGAGAUGACAGAGUUUGGUGAAAAGAAAAGUAAGCAAAUUUCACCUCGUCAAGGAAGAGUACCAAAAGGAAUAAAUGCAUUGAGAACAAUUACAAAUUGGCGUCCAGAAGGUACCCUAGUAGCUCAUCUUACCGAACAUAAAGGAGCUAUCAAUCAAAUUUGUGUAUCUCCUGAUCACAAUUUCUUUGCAUCGGGAUCGGAUGAUGGAACGAUAAAAAUAUGGGAUUGCGGACGAUUAGAAAAGAACGUUACCAGUAGAUCAAGAUUGACUUAUAAUUUAUUAGGGAGUCCAAUAAAAUGUAUGACAUUCAUCGAUAGUACACAUAGUAUUGCCGCUGCAUCAAAUAAUGGUAGUAUUCACAUUAUUUUUGUUGAAUUUACUCCGGGAAAUAAUACCGGAAAGUAUGGAAAACUACAGACUAUACGAGAAUACUAUCUAGAAGAGGAGUUUGCUGUUGCUAUGCAUCACUACUACACAGACAACAACAAAGAAUCAAUGCUGCUUUAUGCUACUUCAACUGGAAAUAUUUGUGGACUAGACUUGCGAACGAUGCAAAUUGCAUGGACUUUUGAGAAUCCAAAGAGCCAUGGUGUAAUCACCGCAAUGGUGACCGAUAAAAGUCAUAAAUGGCUUUUGGUUGGUACUUCGCGAGGUAUAUUCACACUAUGGGAUCUUCGGUUUCGCAUACAAUUAAGGUCAUGGGUUCACCCGACCAAAAGUAGAAUAAGUAAAUUGUUGUUGCAUCCGCAGGUUGGUCCGAAUCGGUGGUGGGUGAUAAUUGCAGCUGGGAAAAAUGAGAUUUCCGUGUGGGAUAUAGAGAAGGUGGAGUGUAAAGAAGUGUAUUUAGUGAGAAGUGGUGACGAAAAAAUGGGUGGUGUAUCAUUGGACACAUUCAAGGCUAUUGAUCCUCCCGGAACUAGCGAUAUAUUAAGAAGCGCAUUUACCGCGCAUGAAACAAAUUUUUCAGCCGAUAAUUCAGUCAGAGCUGUACUUUAUCCACAUGACUGUAAUUACAUGAUAACCGCUGGUUCAGAUCGAAAGAUACGAUUCUGGGAUCGAAAUAAAAUUCAAGAUUCAUUUGUUAUUUCUGGAUUGGAUGUUGAUGAAUCAAAACCAGCUUAUAGCACCAAACAAUUCGAACAUAUAUCUGUACACUUUGAGUCACAUCCACAUUCUCGCUCAAGUGGCUCAACAACAAAUUCAAGUAGCUUAUCCCGAGAUGGUGGUGGAGGGUCGUCGAGCAAUAAACGAAGCACAUCUAAGAGCAAAGGAGCCAAUGCACGGGCCGGUUUAGUUGCAAUGCAACAACAGCAGCUACUAAAGAAUCAUCUGGAUUGUGUUAACGAUAUUCAAAUCACCGAGGUUCCGUAUCCAAUGCUAAUAACAGGAGAUCGGGAGGAAAUCAUCGAAUGGCGAAAAAAAUUCAAAAAGUAUAAACCACUAUCGACGCCAAAACGUUGUGUGAAUUGCAGAGAAAAAGCGGUCAAAGAAGCGUAUCAUACCUUGUGCAAAAAAUGUGCAGAUGAAAAAGGCAUAUGUGCGAAAUGCUUGGAACAUGCGGAAAUCCCUUCGAAUGACACAAAGAAAGAUGGUUUAGCAGAAGAAAAAGAACGUGAUCGGAUAUUUGCAACGUUAUCAGAGCGUCAACGGCGAACAUACCUUCGUAAAUUAGAACGCGCUUUGACGAAAACCGAAGAAUUUAAUGUUUCAUCUACAUGCAAAGGGUGA
Molecule: messenger RNA, 5250 nt
Organism: Ambispora gerdemannii
Lineage: Eukaryota; Fungi; Glomeromycota; Glomeromycetes; Archaeosporales; Ambisporaceae
Source: the annotation of a GenBank genome assembly